Molecule: messenger RNA, 2536 nt
Organism: Wyeomyia smithii (pitcher-plant mosquito)
Lineage: Eukaryota; Metazoa; Arthropoda; Insecta; Diptera; Culicidae
Gene: XRCC1
Product: DNA repair protein XRCC1
Exons: 5
Coding region: 232-2469 (745 amino acids)
Biological process (GO): single strand break repair; double-strand break repair via nonhomologous end joining; base-excision repair
Cellular component (GO): nucleus
Molecular function (GO): damaged DNA binding
Source: RefSeq, a predicted model, not a curated record
GUGUAGUAAUAUUCAGUGGUGAGUUUUGAGCUGACUCACCGGCGCGGUUUUUUGUUGAUAAAUAAAAUUAUUUACUUCAUCGUGAACAUUUCCAACGUGAUAUUUCUUGUGGUUUUGUUAUUGAUUUUUACGAAAAUUUGUAUUACAUCUUUUGUGGCAGCAUCAGAACUUUGUUUCUGAAAAUAUCUAAAGGUGUAUGUUUUACUUGUUAGUUUACAAUCUUUUUAAAUAAUGUCAAGUGUUGUAAUACAAUCUAUCGACAGCUUCAGUAGUGAGGAUACGAAUUUUCCGGCAUCGAACCUACUCGCGAAAGAUGCCCGCAAAUGGAAAAGUAAAGAUUCAGGGGAAAAAAGUGCCUACGUUAUUCUACGUCUCGAAAAGGCAUUCUGUAUCAGUGGUGUCGACAUAGGAAAUGAGCAUUCCGCGUUCGUUGAAGUAUUGGUAGCUAAGAGCGGUCCAUCGAAUCCGGAAUUCAAGGAAAUACUACUAACGUCAUCAUUUAUGACCCCGAUCGAAAGCCGUAACUCCACUAGCGUUAAUCGAGUAAGAUGCUUUACACAAAAGGACCUUGUAGAGCCAAUCGCACGGGAAAAGUGGGACCUGGUAAAAAUCAUCUGUACCCAGCCAUUCAAUAGUCGAGUUCAAUACGGAAUUGCAUUCAUUAAAUUGCACACAACGUGCAACGAUACACAGCGUCGAGAAAAGCUGCUUGUACCUGAAAAAUUUCAACAGCAAAUUAAUUCGAUCUCGCAAAAACCGCCAGAAGCGCCAACGGUUAUAAAAUUGGGAAGAUUUACGAUUAGGGAAGAAUCGCCUGACUCUGACGGAGGCAAUACGUCAUCGACAAACUUGUUUGCUCGGUGGAAAGAGUCACGUACAGGAGGCUCACCAAUUUCUUCAGUAGAAACAAAGAAAGUUACUCCGCACCUUUCAACAGCCGCUGCAAUUCGUGACGCUUCUAAGCCAGCCUCUUUGAAAAACAAUCCCCCAACGCACGUGGUUAAGAAACCUGUUACCGUAACCCACAAAGCAAAACCAUUAAUCUUCGAUGAUGACGAUGACGAAGAGGAAGUACCGAAGCUGCUUAAUCGAAAUCGCGAAUCUCUAUUAUAUGAUGAGGAAGACGAUAAACCAAAUGCAAAGUUGGAGAAGAAGUUGAUGGAAGAACGCUCUCGAAAGGAACGCGAGAAGCUAGCCAAAGAAAGUAAAGAACUACGAGAUCGAGCGUUAGCAGAAAAGAAGGAAAAGCUUCACGACACAUCGUCAUCCAAAUUCAAAGACUUUCUAAUCGACGCACCGGCGUCAAGCUCCUCCACGCAAGUUACGCCUUCACGGACUAACAAAAAGACUCCCUCGCCGACUAAAACUAACAAUUGUAAACCGCUAGUAUCACCGGAGCAAAAACGCCAUGAUUCAAAAGAGCAUCACAAACACGACGAUCGAGGCAGAGAACGAAACAAACGGUCUUCUGAAACAUUCGGUAACCGUGCCAGGGAUGAAGACCGGUCUGCUGCGAAGAAACCAAAGCGCCAGCAAAGUGUCGAUAGGCAGGAAACCGGUGCGAUAAGCAACAAAAAAGGAAACGUUCCAAUCUACAAGCCCUUUAAUAAAUUGUUGGAAAACGUAGUUUUGGUCAUCAGUGGCAUACAGAAUCCAGAUCGAGCGAACCUUCGAAGCCAAGCACUAGCCAUGGGUGCUAAGUACAAAUCGGACUGGGACUCCAGUUGUACUCAUCUGAUUUGCGCCUUCAAAAAUACUCCUAAGUACAACCAAGUACACGGGCAUGGGAAAAUUGUGAAAAAAGAAUGGAUCGACAGAUGCUUUGCUCUGCGAAAGCGUAUCUCAUGGCGCAAAUUUGCGCUAGACUCGGAUGAUGCCCAACAGUCUGAUUCCGAACCAGAAAUCAUUGACGCAGCUAAAAAACCUCCGGAAUUAGACCGGAGGAGAGCUUCUCACGAACCUGAAGCUAAACAUCGGGAAAACGAAAAGAGCGUUACAGAGACAGAAGAGGAAGUUUUAGCUCAUUACGACCUGGACGACGUGGUCAUGGUUGAAGAGCGAAAACCAGAAAGCUACGUGAUUUCCGGUUCCGAUACUGAGGAAGAAAUCGAACGUGUUAAGCAAAAGCAGAAGCUAAAAUCAGACGGAAAUGGGACGUACGACAAGAGUACCGAGGAUGAAGAACAAGCCGCGCCUGGAGAAACUUCUUCAACCGAAUUGCAUUUUUUUGACGGAAAGAUAUUUUUCAUUGACGAUGGAGUCGGUGCGGUAGAUUCUAUCAAGCUGAAACGAUACGUGGAGUUGUACAAGGGAACCAUAACCGACAGCGCUAACAAAGCACAUUAUGUCGUAACACGCCAGAAAAGGCCUAUGGCGGAAAACUUCAGCGGUGAACUCGUGAAACCUCUGUGGGUGUAUGAAUGCCACGACAUGGAAUGCCUCAUACCCGUUCAACGGUAUCAACUAUAAUCGAAGUAUUAAUUGCGUUUUAUUUGUUUCCGAUAACUAUUGAUUUGAAUAUGAAAAUCACUUCAAA